Silurus meridionalis is the source of this 2208-nucleotide messenger RNA. It is a transcript of the gene hnrpkl, whose product is annotated as heterogeneous nuclear ribonucleoprotein K, like. Gene Ontology annotation, molecular function: mRNA binding. Gene Ontology annotation, biological process: regulation of mRNA splicing, via spliceosome; regulation of transcription by RNA polymerase II. Gene Ontology annotation, cellular component: cytoplasm; nucleus. The transcript is spliced from 16 exons. The coding region runs from base 208 to 1500 and encodes 430 amino acids. The record is from RefSeq and is a predicted model, not a curated record. NCBI's taxonomy places the organism in Eukaryota, Metazoa, Chordata, Actinopteri, Siluriformes, Siluridae.
ACGCUAGCAUGCUAACAUGCUAACGCGAGGGAGGGCCAGCAGGCUUUUCCGCAAGCCAUUUUACGAUUCAGGCUCCGCGACGAGCUACGAGAGAAUGUCGUCUUCUCCGGAAAUCUGUUUUGCACAGACGGCGAUUUUGAUUUGAUAUGCUCAUCGUUUUCCCGUGGAGAGGAGAGCCCUUUCCUGUUUUCUCCUGGAAAGAAGACAAUGGAGACAGAAAUUGAACAGCAGGACGAAGAGACCACAUUCAGUAACACUGACACUAACGGUAAACGCCCUGCUGAGGACAUGGAUGAGGAACAAGCCUUCAAACGAUCUCGUAACACAGAUGAGAUGGUGGAGCUGAGAGUGCUGCUACAGAGCAAAAAUGCUGGUGCAGUGAUCGGAAAAGGUGGCAAGAACAUUAAAGCGCUCCGGACAGACUACAAUGCCAGUGUAUCAGUCCCAGACAGCAGUGGCCCAGAGCGCAUCUUGAGCGUGAGUGCAGAUAUCGAGACAAUUGGAGAGAUUCUUCUGAAGAUCAUCCCUACUCUGGAGGAGUACCAGCACUACAAUGGUAUAGAUUUUGAUUGCGAGCUGCGCCUUCUGAUUCAUCAAAGUUUAGCAGGAGGCAUUAUUGGUGUCAAAGGGGCCAAAAUUAAGGAGCUCAGAGAGAAUACCCAGACGACCAUUAAACUCUUCCAAGAAUGCUGCCCGCAUUCGACAGACCGUGUGGUUUUAGUGGGAGGAAAACCUCAGCGAGUGGUGGAGUGCAUUAAGGUCAUCCUAGAACUGACGUCAGAGGCUCCUAUCAAAGGCCGCGCUCAGCCCUACGACCCGAAUUUCUACGAUGAGACUUACGACUAUGGCGGCUUCACCAUGAUGUUCGAAGAGAGAGGACGACGGCCCAUGGGUGGUUUUCCUAUGCGCGGGCGUGGCGCUUUCGAUCGGAUGCCCCCCAGCCGUGGCGGGCGCCCUAUGCUCCCCUCUAGGCACGACUAUGAUGAUAUGAGUCCUCGUCGUGGACCGCCUCCACCUCCGUUGGGGAGGGGGGGUCGAGGAGGGAGCCGGGCUCGAAAUCUGCCCCUCCCUCCUCCACCUCCUCCCAGAGGAGGAGGCGACCGGUUUUCUCAUCAUCACAGCAAUAUAGACGACAGACCGAGUGACAGGAGAGGAAGACCCGGAGACCGCUACGAAAGCAUGGGUGGAGGUGGAUAUGACAAUAACUCUUCUUGGGAACCCUUCCAAUCCGGCGGACGAAGUUCCUACGGUGACAUCGGCGGUCCCGUCAUCACAACACAAGUCACCAUACCCAAAGAUCUGGCUGGUUCCAUCAUCGGGAAAGGUGGGCAGCGUAUUAAACAGAUCCGUCACGAGUCUGGAGCCUCCAUUAAAAUCGAUGAGCCUCUGGAGGGUUCGGAGGAUCGUAUCAUCACCAUCACAGGAACUCAGGACCAGAUUCAGAACGCCCAGUAUCUUCUGCAGAACAGUGUGAAGCAGUACUCCGGUCGGUUCUUCUAGAGGACAGCAAGCAAACCCAUACUGCUCUACCUGUUUUCCUUCAGCUUCUUUUCAGAGUCUACAUUCCUCAGCCUCUUCAGUAGAUGUGUCUCCCCUGCCGCCGCCGCUCUCCUAACACCUCGACGCAAACGAUUUCGAGGCCUCGAACAGCGUUUUUAGAAUUAGAGUGGUUCUUGUUUCUUUUCCUUUUCUUCUCCUGUACUGUGGAUGCAUUGAUUCCCCCCCUGAGCAGAGCUGCAUGCCCGGUUAAUCUCCAAAUUCAGAAUGUAAUCUCCGAUCAAUCAGUUUGAUUAACUUUUUUUUUUUCCAUUUUGCCAUUAUGUGAAAAAUGUAAAUGUCCAGCUGAGUUUUAAAAUCUUAGCAUCUUUAUUUAAUAAACUGCAACGUGUGUGUGUGUGUGUGUUGAGGUGGGAUAUGAAGUGGAAAUGUGGAUAGGAAUUAUUUUUUUCCCCUGUUUUGAUUGGCUACGGACUUGACAGUAAUCUCAACGAUAUCAGGAUCCAUUGAAUCUCAUUCACGCUCGUUUUGUACGUCCAUUUCUAUGCUUUUUUUUUUUUUUUAAAUAAUAAACAUUUUAAAUUGGAUUUCUUCAAUAUACUCAGCUGUAAAGCUCUCCCGGUGUUCAUGGCCCUGUUCCCUGUUUUCUGGUGUCUGUGUAGAAUGUGCUGUGAGUCUGAGUAAUAAAGUCUGUGCCACUUUUUAUUAAAA